AUUUUUCCGAUAGUUUGCUUGAUCCGUGUUUUAUUCUGUUUUUACAAGUUUCCAAUUCUAUGCUUUGGUCGUAUGCCCUGAUUCACUCUCUGUUUUUAUUGUCCGUACGAUCUUGAGCACUUAGCCGCAUUGAUCCUACUUAGUUCGUGUGAUUUAGGAUUAUAGCUAAUUAACUGUUUGAUUUUUUAUCUCUCCUUUAGGUUUGGCUGUCGAUUAAUAUCUAUGAAUUUUUCACUUUAGUUUCGAUGUUUUUUUUUCAUAUAAAAGGAUACUAAUCGUGGAGCAUGAGCUCUGUAAUGAACUCUGAGACAUCAAUUACAAACUUAGCUGGUAGAUAUGUAUUAUUAAUGUAUCUUCAUUUUGAUUUCUAAUAGAGACCUUCUAUUUUUUAUUUGUUAACAAGUGUCCUUAAGAUACUCACUAGCAGGACUCCCAAUUCUGUUACUUCAAUUGAGAAAGGAUAUUCUUAGUAGGUGUAUCUUAUGAGCACUGAUUGAAAAGUAUUUAAUAAAAACUUUUACUAUAUUCUGUUAAAUGCUUCUAAUUACUUAAAAAAAUUUGGUUGUAUGUGAUACAUAUUUUCUUUUUCAAUAAUAACAUUUAUUUUUUCUGAGCAAUUUGUAUAUGCAAGGUAAGGUUGCGUACAAUUACCCUCCCCCAUACCUUCACUUAGCGAGGAGAAGGAGUCUCCGGGCAAUGGGAUACGCUAGUUAAUGGCCAUAAAAAAUUGGCACUAUAGUAAAAAAAAAUCCUCUCUUGGAUGUUGUUUUCAUGGUUGUUCAAGUAAAUGGCCUUCGUCACCACUGCUGAAGUGUGUGAUGCGAACCCCCAGUUAAUUUUGAGUGGGGAGCUUCGUGCCCUUCAGCCAGUUUUUCAGAUUUACGGUCGUCGACAGGUCUUCUCUGGACCUAUAGUUACCUUGAAGGUGUUUGAAGACAAUGUUUUGGUUCGUGAGUUCCUUGAAGAGAAAGGCAAUGGAAGAGUGCUUGUUGUUGAUGGAGGCGCGAGUUUACGCUGUGCUAUAUUGGGUGGCAACCCUGUGGUACAAGCUCAAAACAAUGGAUGGGCAGGUAUUGUUGUGAAUGGAUGUAUAAGAGAUGUGGAUGAGAUCAAUGGUUGUGAUAUUGGAGUGAGAGCCCUAGCUUCCCAUCCCAUGAAAGCCAAUAAAAAAGGCAUGGGAGAGAAGCAUGUUCCUGUAAAUAUUGCUGGGACAAGGAUCAGUGAUGGGGAUUGGCUCUAUGCAGACACUGAUGGAAUUCUGAUCUCUCGAACAGAGCUGUCUGUUUGAUUUCAAUUCAUGCAAGGACUAUAUUUAUGGGCAGCACAGGAUCUAGUGUAGUGCUUUCGGUACUUGUGUUCUUGACCCGGUUCCUCGCUUCCACAAAAUUAUAACCGAUAGAAUCCCCUUGAUAAUCAAAGUAGGUUGGAGUGUUUGUCCAUUUCAUACCAACAUUAUCUCUGUUUUGAAUUACUGUCACGAAAGCUUGUUUUUCCCCCAUAUAUUAAGUUAAUGGUUGUCUGUUAUUAAGUUUGGAGAGAUAUAAGUCAUAAGUGCAAAGUAUACACAUCCAUAUUUUGACCAGAUGAUCUUAUUGUAGUUGCAUAAGAUGUUGCGGUCUAGAGACCGGAAGCAGGAAAGAUCUGUAUCUUGUGCUAAAAAUUUGGUAGGAAACGUCUCUUCUUGUCU
Messenger RNA from Glycine soja, 1687 nucleotides. RefSeq names its product putative 4-hydroxy-4-methyl-2-oxoglutarate aldolase 2. NCBI's taxonomy places the organism in Eukaryota, Viridiplantae, Streptophyta, Magnoliopsida, Fabales, Fabaceae. The record is from RefSeq and is a predicted model, not a curated record. The coding region runs from base 788 to 1288 and encodes 166 amino acids. Gene Ontology annotation, biological process: regulation of RNA metabolic process. The transcript has 2 exons. Gene Ontology annotation, molecular function: ribonuclease inhibitor activity.